Molecule: messenger RNA, 2324 nt
Organism: Nymphaea colorata (pocket water lily)
Lineage: Eukaryota; Viridiplantae; Streptophyta; Magnoliopsida; Nymphaeales; Nymphaeaceae
Product: probable E3 ubiquitin-protein ligase LOG2
Exons: 3
Coding region: 952-2115 (387 amino acids)
Biological process (GO): protein ubiquitination
Molecular function (GO): ubiquitin protein ligase activity
Source: RefSeq, a predicted model, not a curated record
GAUUCCCAAGAGGGCAGAUUCCUGAAAGCUUUGCCAGAAGGUCGCCAGAUGUUCUUUCCGACGGCAGCCACCUUGGAUCUCUAUCUUCUUCAUCAAUGAGAUUGCCAUUUUCAUUAUCUUCCUCCUCUCCCUGUUCUUCUCCAUUUCCAGCAGCCAUGGCCGCCGAGCUGGUGAUCUCCAUCGACUGACGCCCAUUCCAGCGAAGGAGACUCCAUCCGGAAGCCACCCACACGCAUCCCGUCGAUCCCUUCCAUCCAUCCGACGCCAAAUCCAUUGCUCGAUCAUCCGAAAGCCUCCCUGCCGGUUCCAUUUCUCCCUGCGUUUCCCCUUCACCGUGGACAGGUUACUGUUACAUUGGAGAACUCCUCCCCCGUGCGAGAUCUUGGCGAUCAGCGAUCACGAACGACUGCCUACGGCAUCCCUCUCGGCUUUGGGUCGCAACACCAUGCGAGAGGUUGCAGUGCGUCCGUCCUCGACGGUGACGUCGCCUAAGAUGAUCUUGCCGCGAAGGUGUGGGGGGUGGACGAUCAGGUCGACUUUGAUGGACCCUUCCCGCUGUGGUUAAUGUUAAACGCGUGGUCACGGAGGAGGGCUUGGUUUCGAAAACAAACGUUUACAGUUGAAGCCCGUAAGUUUUCCAUUUAAAAAGCCUAAAUUUGUCGGCGGACUAUCACCGAGAAUCCAAUUCCGUCUUGGUUUAUCGAAGAUCAUGGUGAGAGAGAGAGAGAGACCCAAAAAACAGAAGGGAACAAACCCGAAAAGGUAAAGCAGAGGCCACUUUCCUUUUCCCAACAUUCUCGAUCCUCUGGCCUUGCUUUCGCCCUUCUCUUUCUCCUUUGGUUUCCAAAACAAAUUGGCUCUCUCUCUCUCUCUCUCUCGCGGCGGCUGUGUCGACGGAAACACUAAAACAGAGAAAGGCGUGUUGUUGGCGAAGUUUUUGAGCCGAUCGUCAUGGGUAAUGUAAGCAGCAGUGGAGGCGGUAACAGACGGAGAAGCGGCGCGCGUUACGAGCAGCAACAACACCCUCCUUCUCCCUCAAAUUCUCUCCAACCUCCUGCUCACCGUCCUCAGCAUCCUGAAAUUCAGGGAAACCGAUAUGUUUUUGCCGCAUCAACUCCUUUUCCUAGCUCGUACCCUCAUCCCCAACCCCAAAACCUGAAUCCGAAUUCUCAACCUCAGUACUUCCAUUACCAGGGUUACCGCCCUCCCUCCGUGCCCUCUCCUUUAUCCUCUACCUACGACCACCGACACCACCACCACCAUUCCCAGUAUCCUCAGGACAACGCGAUGGCUAAUUGGGCAUAUUCCGAGGUGCAGCAACGGACCAAUACUAGCCAUGUCCCAAAUGUUUCUAUGCCCUAUGUGGAGCACCAGAAGGCCGUUACCAUUCGCAACGACGUCAAUUUGAAGAAGGAGACGCUUCAUAUGGAGCCCGAUGACCAGAACCCGGGGCACUUUCUUGUGGCUUUCACUUUUGAUGCCACGAUUGCCGGGAGAAUAAGCAUUCUUUUCUUUGCAAAAGAAGGGAGUGAUUGUAGCUUGACAUCAGUGAAACAGAAUCUAUGUGAACCUGUAACUGUUUCUUUCAAGGAAGGUCUUGGUCAGAAAUUUAGGCAGCCUUCAGGAACUGGAAUUGAUUUUUCCCUAUUUCAAGAUGAUGAGUUAUGUAAAGGUGAUGGAGACGUAUUUCCACUUGCAGUGAAGGCAGACGCAUCUCCAACCGAUGAUGACAAUGGGGUGGCUGGAAAGCAUAUCCCAGCUAUAAUAAAUUCACAAAUUACUCAGGCCGUCUUUGAGAAGCAAGAAAAGGAUAAGUAUCAAGUUAGGGUGGUCAAGCAAAUACUUUGGGUGAACUCCACAAGGUAUGAAUUGCAGGAGAUAUAUGGUAUUGGAAACUCAGUUGAUAACGAUUUUGAUGGAAGCGACCAAGGGAAAGAAUGUGUAAUUUGCCUAUCAGAGCCUCGGGAUACGACUGUUCUUCCCUGCCGGCACAUGUGCAUGUGCAGCGAAUGCGCCAAGGUUCUUCGGUUUCAGACAAACCGAUGUCCGAUAUGCCGUCAGCCGAUUGAAUGGCUUCUGGAAAUCAAUGUCAAUAACAACAUGGCAGAUGGUUGAAAGAGACGCAGCGACGGCAUCCAUUGGAAGUAGAUGUCCACUGAUCUUAUGCAUGGCUUGUCAAAGCAAUUGGUUCACUAUUUCUCAGCAAUUGGUUUUGUCUAAGCUGGAAAAUGUUUUAGCAAAACCUUGUUCUACUGCUUAGUUGGCUUUGGUGUAUAACAAUGCACGUAUGAACCGUUCUGCCAGGAUGGUUCUGGGUUUCUCAA